CUCAAAUCUAUUCACACUCCGUCAUCUGUUUCAAAAUUAUCCUCAACAUUUUUUGAAAAUGAGUAAUAUAAAUACAAUUACAAUAAUUUUAACAAAUAAUUAUAAUUACAAUAAUAUUUCAAAUUAAACAGUUAAUUAUCUGAAUAAUAAAAAGGCGUCACACUAAUCAUCCAGGAAGUUCACGGGAAACUUCCCUGUCUCCUUCAUUAUGAAAUAAUAUCACACUACACAAAACUCCAUUUUUUUCCAAUUCAACAAACCAAUAAAUUAAUUAUAAAGUUUCAGUCGUCCUUUUUCCUCUUUUCUCUGUUCACUGCUUUUUAUUGCUCUCAUUUCUUCAUUUUUAUUGAACUUGGAAGGGAGAAUUUUGUCUGAGUUAUUAUCAUAUGAUGGAUUAUUUGUUGUAGCUAAUAUUGUUUCUGUCUAAAAGUGAUGAAGUAUAACCAAGAAAAGCUUGUCAGGUUUCAGGACUGGGUGCCUCAAAAAAGUGUUGAUGCUCAGUUCUACAUUCAAGAUGAUGCUCGUUUUGGCAAGUUCAGAAGGCUGAGAAGUUCCAUUUCUGAUAGCUUUAACAGGGGAUGCAAAUGUCUUCCUCAAUGUUUCGGAACGAUAGGCAAAUAUUUCAGCGGCAGCUUUUUACAUGAGUCAUGGUCCAAGAAGAAAGUAUUAGAUCCACAAGGGGCGUUUCUUCAGAAAUGGAAUAAGAUAUUUAUUCUAUCUUGUGUUAUUGCUGUCUCAAUAGAUCCUUUGUUUUUCUAUAUCCCCGUGAUUAAUAAUGACAAAAAGUGUCUGCAUUUGGAUCAUAAGUUGGAGGUCAUAGCUAGUGUUUUGCGCUCCUUCACUGAUAUCUUUUACGUGCUUCAUAUCGUUUUCCAAUUUCGCACUGGUUUUAUUGCUCCUUCUUCUCGGGUCUUUGGCAGAGGGGUGUUAGUCGAAGAUGGAAAAGAAAUUGCAAAAAGAUAUAUGUCUUCUUACUUCUGGAUUGAUAUUUUUGCCGUACUUCCUUUGCCACAGGUGGCUAUAUUAAUUAUUAUACCUAAAUUGAGAGGCUCAAGAUCAUUGAACACAAAAAACUUGCUAAAGUUUCUCGUAGUCUUCCAAUAUAUUCCAAGGAUUGCGAGAGUUUUCCCAUUAUACAAAGAAGUUACUAGAACCUCUGGCAUUUUGACGGAAACAGCUUGGGCUGGAGCUGCCUUUAAUCUCUUGCUUUACAUGCUGGCAAGUCAUGUAGUUGGAGCAUUUUGGUACUUAUUUUCCAUUGAACGUGAAACUACUUGCUGGAGAAAGGCGUGUGCAAUGCGUACUCCAUGUGAUCUUGGUGCAUUAUACUGUGACCUCAACCAGGGUCCCGUAAACAACGCUUAUUUGAAUGAAUCGUGCCCCAUCACAUCUGAUAAUACAGGGCCCUUUGAUUUUGGAAUGUUUAUGAAUGCCCUUACAUCUGGUGUGGUGGAAACAACAGACUUCCCGAAGAAAUUUCUCUUCUGUUUCUGGUGGGGCUUACAAAAUUUGAGUUCCCUUGGUCAAAACCUACAAACAAGCACCUAUGUCUGGGAAAACCUUUUUGCCAUUUUGAUUGCUAUUGCUGGUCUGGUGCUGUUCGCAUUUCUUAUUGGAAAUAUGCAGACAUAUCUACAAUCGAUAACAACACGGUUAGAGGAGAUGAGAGUGAAAAAACGAGAUGCAGAGCAGUGGAUGUCGCACCGUCUUCUCCCCCUGGAUCUAAGGGAUAGGAUCAGACGGUAUGAACAAUACAAGUGGCAAGAAACAAGAGGCGUGGAUGAAGAAAGUUUAAUCAAGAACCUUCCAAAGGAUCUGAGGAGGGAUAUAAAACGUCACCUUUGCCUUGAUUUGGUUACAAGAGUUCCAAUGUUUGAGAAAAUGGAUGGUCAGCUGCUAGAUGCAAUGUGUGACUGCCUGAAGCCAGUGCUUUACACACAAAGCAGUUGUGUGAUCCGAGAAGGAGACCCUGUGGAUUCGAUGGUCUUUGUUAUGCGUGGCAGGCUGCGGUCAAUGACCACAAAUGGCGGAAGAACAGGGUUUUUCAAUUGCGAGUAUUUGAAAGCCGGUGAUUUCUGUGGGGAGGAACUCUUAACUUGGGCUCUUGAUCCGAACCCGUCAUCCAACUUACCUCUGUCAACCCGAACAGUCGAAACCCAAACAGAAGUCGAAGCUUUUGCUCUAUUGGCCGAUGACUUGAAAUUUGUAGCCUCUCAAUUUCGAAGACUCCACAGUAAGCAACUUCGGCAUACUUUCAGGCAUUACUCUCAACAAUGGAGGACUUGGGCCGCUUGCUUUAUCCAGGCCGCUUGGAGGCGUUACCACAGGAAAAAGAUGGAGCAGUCUCUUAAAGAAGAAGAAGACCGGCUACAAGAUGCAUUGGCAAGAGAAGCCGGAUGCUCCUCACCAAGUUUGGGUGCUACAAUUUACGCCUCAAGGUUUGCUGCAAAUGCACUUCGUGCUUUACGUAGAAAUGGAGCCCGUAAAGCAAGGUUGCCGGAGAGAAUAUCGCCUAUUCUACUUCAGAAACCGGCAGAGCCAGACUUCUCCGUGGAACAUCAGUAGGAAAGUAUUAAAUGGAACCAAAGACUGGGGGAACCCUUUUAGUUAGUUUGCACUGUUUGGUGGUGUAAAAAUUGUAUGUUGUAUGAUGUUAGGAUGAAGUUAAUAGCUAAUGAGUAACGAGCAUUUGACGCUUGAAGCUAACCUGUGUAUAUUAGUAAUUAAUACUUGUAUUGUGCAGUGUUGAUUAACAGAAAAGACAGUGUGGUUAAUAAUCGUUCUUCUGUGUAAUGUUGUACAUAAUUGUGCUAAACCGUGUCAUGGAACAGAUUAGUUUGAUUUACGAGUUACUGAGAUACAGUGACGACUAGCUGGCACAUGAAAAAAAUGUGUCAAAGCUCUUAUUAUCCGAAGCCAGUAUCUCUCUAGGGUCACGCUUUUCGAAGUUCAAGCUUAUGCCCACAAUGUCUUUGAUCAUAGGCAAAGUCUAAGGAAGCAGCUGACGCAACUAAAGAUGUCGAUCCUGAACUUUGGCAAAAGGCUUGAUGAGGACAUCCUUUGAUGGAUUUUCCCGACACUCUCAAUAGAGUAUACGAGUAGCAAGCCACAACACUGCAACCCCAUACUAAUCUCACUCUACAACAUCCACAAUUUCAGUAGUUCCAAGUACUUCUAUCAAGAUUCAACUUACAAUCAAUGUCUCACCAGUAGUCACCACACAUACAUACACCAUCUCGAAAAUGAUGGAAUCGUUUCCUAUCUCGAAUAAUGAUCUUUCUUUGAGUAGCAUUGGACAUGAACUUCAUAAAAGCAUGACAAUCACCACAAAUACGAAGGUUCUUCGUGAUCAAAAUCGGUGACUUAUCAGGCGUGUUCAAAAUCCCGAAGGCAAGAGCAAGUUUCUCACUGUGGUACAGGAGUUGAUUAUGCUUUUGCUCCUCGUCCACAUCAUGAAGAACGAACUCCGUUUUAGGCACAUACCCUGUUAGUUUCAAAAACCCACAAUAUUCGUCUAAGAGAGUGUGAAUCUGUUCAAUACAACCAUGACCCUUAUCAGCUGUAUAGAAAGUAUACUGCUUGUUCUUGAUGUGAAUCCAGCUGAUUCCAGGUUCUUUAGGCAUUCUUUUUGUUUUUAUCAGCUCUCUUAUUUCUUCUACUUUAUCCCAUUUGCAGUGUGAGGCAUAUAAAUUAGACAAUAACACAUAUGUCCCUGAGCUAAGUGUAUCCAUCUGGAAGAGUCUUUCGGCAAUUCUCUCAGCAAGCUCGAUAUUGCAAUGGAUCUGGCAGGCACCAAGAAGGGAUUCCCAAAGCACAGAAUCAGGCUCGACAGGCAUGCUUUCAACCAAUGCCUCGGCUUCAGAAAGCCUACCAGUCCGACCAAGAAGAUCAACCAUGCAAGUAUAAUGGUAUACCGAUGGCUUGAUCCCAUAGUCUUUACGCAUGGAAUCCAAAUACGACCUCCCUUCCUCUAACAAUCCUGCACGGCUGCAUGCACAUAACAACCCCAAAAAACUGUUUUCAUCCGGAAGAAUUCUUUCAACUCUCAUCCUUCGGAAAUAUGUUAUGGCUUCUUUACCCAGUCCGUUAUGUGCACAUCCUGCCAAAACGGCAUUCCAUGUGAGUAGAUCUCUC
This is a messenger RNA of Amaranthus tricolor (Joseph's coat), 4134 nucleotides long. RefSeq names its product cyclic nucleotide-gated ion channel 1. Lineage: Eukaryota; Viridiplantae; Streptophyta; Magnoliopsida; Caryophyllales; Amaranthaceae. Gene Ontology annotation, biological process: transmembrane transport; potassium ion transport. Gene Ontology annotation, molecular function: voltage-gated potassium channel activity. Gene Ontology annotation, cellular component: membrane. The transcript is spliced from 8 exons. The coding region runs from base 433 to 2565 and encodes 710 amino acids. The record is from RefSeq and is a predicted model, not a curated record.